GUGACCGUGUCCCUACUUGCUUCUUUCGGGAUCUCCGUUCCGGUAACCCAAGCAACAGAGCCAGCUCCGUCUUCUCGGACUCACAAAAGUGGACAUUGGAGCGGCAUCAAGCGAGCAGAUGACGGCAUUCGUCAGGAACGAUGUCCCAUCCGCCCAUGAAACACGCACAAGCUCUCUUGAGCAGUGCGCGGCUCACGGCUGAGGUUAUACACAUGACGAACCGUUCCUGCGAAGCCACCGCGGCAGGCUCAUGCGACGCAGCUGUUUUCCAGCCUGGCCACGCGCGGCUUCGCCUUUCCCGUCUGAGCAACCAUCUCGUCCGUGGGUCGAUUCGGCGUCUGCCAUCGCCCAUCCCGAAUUUCCCGACGCGGAGCUCCUCGGUAGUCGAUCGACCCGCGGAUCACACCACAUUGAAGGCAGGGAUGGUCUCCCCACGUUGUCCACCAGCUUCUGCAGCGUCCCCAGAUUCGGGUUGGUAUGUAUGCUCGUCACCCAGGGGGCAGGCAAGCGCUGUGUUUGCACACGCUAACCCCACACUUGCUCCCGUCACCAACGCCUCGCCUUGUGUCUCUGGGGUGCAGGGUCGCCCCCAAGGCUCUUCAGCAUCCCGCCGUGUAACCGGUUUCCCCGGUAUGCUUACGCCAAGGAACUCAGCUCUUACUUCCUCUUCUGCGAAGUCUCACUGUCUCAGUCUGAAUCUAUGUUACAACUUCGGAUCUUGUCGGCCGCGUGAUCACGCCCGGGUCCCACGUGAACCUGAACUGGUAGAUCACAGCGUAUCCCGCAACCAAAAGAUUCUGCCAGGGCCCGGCAAGAACAUGCCGGGCCGAGCCAUUCCCCCAUCGCUCUUUUGGUACAGCGGGUGGAGGGCCCGUACCAUGAGCCCUAGGAUUCGUCAAUACCUCGCCAGUCGUUGGGGCCAUUCCGGUCCUGGCGAGUCAUGUAAAUGGCUCACCUAGCGUGGGCUCGCGGAAAGACGACUCCAAUCAUAGCCUUCCCCCUUCUUGUGAGAUCCUCUCCGCGUUGGAACAAACCCCGCCGGCGCGCGGGGAACCAGAAAACAGAGACCCCGUCGCCGUCACGGAUGCGGUGAUGCGGCGAUGUUCCUCAACGCCUGUUUCUUUUCGUGGCCAACACGUGCCGGGUAUCACCUUAGCUCCACUAGCUCCCAUCAUCCGCUCGACACUGCGGGUCUCACCAGGAAUUUGGACCAUGCACAAGGUCCUCUCAUGACCAACAGGGUGUCAUCAUCGCCAU
Messenger RNA from Chaetomium strumarium, 1257 nucleotides. RefSeq lists its product as uncharacterized. Bases 141 to 959 code for a protein of 272 amino acids. The transcript has a single exon. Lineage: Eukaryota; Fungi; Ascomycota; Sordariomycetes; Sordariales; Chaetomiaceae. The record is from RefSeq and is a predicted model, not a curated record.